GCCCACUGCUCAGUGUCGUUUCAGCCAUUAAGGCAGUUGGUCGUAAAGAGCAGAUAAAACUCGAUCAACGCGAGAGUUUUGGCUAAAGAUAAACGGCGAGCAUCGGGAAAGUAAACAGAGGCGGAAAAACAAAUGUUUGACUUAUCUUAAUUGGAUAAUUAUAUCACAAUGGACGCAGUGCAGCAGCAAACAAACAGCACUAGCAACAUCGACAGCGCCAAAUGCCAGAGGCUGAAGAGAUUCGUGAUCGUAGGCCUGCUGAUCACCAUUGGCAUUUUGAGCUGGCACUUCUACGAGUACUUCCACAGCAAGCCGCUGCCCAAAACGCCGGAUGACGUCUUGACCCUCUCGAAGAAUCUGUACGCGGAGGAGACCGAGGUCAGUCCAUACCUCUACAAGGUGAAUCUCCAGGGGAAGACCACUUCAGGUGCUCACGAUGAUCGCGCCCCUAGAAACCUCUUUGAAUUGCACCAGGAUCUCCUGGCCAGGGAUGCCAACUCCACCACCGCUCUGCUAAUGAGGCUCUUUGACAACUACGAGUUGGACGUGGCUGUGCAGGAGCAUCCAACGCCGGAGCACAUCCACGAGCAGCAUGAUUUCCUAAGGGCCGUGAUGGGUACGCGUGUGAUGAAGCUGACCAUGCGUUAUUUGGUACACAAGAAUAUUGUGAGCGUAGAAUAUGACGAUCAGCUGCGUCUGCUGCAGGAGCUGUGGUUCACUCCCUACUCCAGAGGUCGUGGCAUCGUGGGCAGUUCCAGUUUCGAGCACGUCUUCAUGGCGGAGAUUCGGGACCAGAAGGUCCUGGGCCUGCAUAACUGGCUGUACUUUGCCGAUCAGGAGCAGCGUGGCAAUGUGGACUACAAGGGCUGGCUGAGCCACAAGGAAAUGGGAAAGAACAACCAAAUGGUCCUCAGCGUUCGCUACACGUUCCACAACAUCAAUAAACCAGUCAACGGCUUCUUUGUGGGCACCUCGCCCGAACUUGACCUCGCCCUGUACACCGCCUGCUUCCUGGCCACGGCGGAGGAGGAACCCUGCCACAUCCAGUUGGGCCAUGCCUCCGCCACGAUUGUCUCCCACGGAUGGAAAUGGAACGGCAUGCGCCUGAUAGGAACCGCCUAUCCGGACAGCUCCUAGAUCAAAUUACUUACAUUCGUGUUACCUCAUCGAAAUCAGCAAACGGCUAACCUCCAAGCUCAAAGUCAAGUUCAUUUUAGUUUGCCACUUUAUGAGUGCUUGGCCCAGUUGUCGCUGGCAAUUGACGAGGAUGUCAGUCAGGACAUGAACAAUGCCCGUCUGCCUAUCAUUUUGGUUGUUUUGACAGGAUUGCGUGGCGCAAAGCACUUACAUCACGAAGUUGUUUAUUAGUUCUAACAUUAAUAGUUAUUACUGGCGGAAAUUAUGCAAGAGGCAAAAGCGUUUAUUUCGAAAGUGCGAAAGGAAGAAAAGUGAUUGUGACGUUUUAGUAUUAUGCCUCGAAAUGGAUUCAAUACCAUCCAACCAGUCUAGUUGUUAUACCUUUGAAUCUCUUCAACUAGCUAGUUAAAAAUAAAAUAACAAAAUCAACUUA
This is a messenger RNA of Drosophila mauritiana, 1570 nucleotides long. RefSeq names its product poly(U)-specific endoribonuclease homolog. Lineage: Eukaryota; Metazoa; Arthropoda; Insecta; Diptera; Drosophilidae. Gene Ontology annotation, molecular function: RNA endonuclease activity. The record is from RefSeq and is a predicted model, not a curated record. The transcript is spliced from 5 exons. The coding region runs from base 169 to 1137 and encodes 322 amino acids.